AACAAAAGCGUCCGUUAACCCUGUCCUGUGACGUCAUGACGCUCCGUGUUUAUGUGGAAGCGCUCAGCCGACAUUCCGUACGAUAGCCUGGCAGACAUACACGUCUAGAUCUUUUAAACGUGUGCUGCAGUGACAACCUGUCACUGGUGCCAUGGUCCUCUGUCACAUAUGAGCUCUACUAUGUGGUACAUCAUGCAGAGCAUUCAAAGUAAAUACUCCUUGUCUGAGAGACUGAUCCGCACCAUUGCCGCCAUCCGCUCUUUCCCCCACGACAAUGUGGAGGAUCUUAUUCGUAAGGGGGCGGAUGUGAACCGGAUGCAUGGCACCCUCAAGCCGCUUCACUGUGCCUGUAUGGUUGCUGAUGCUGACUGUGUGGAGCUGCUUUUGGACAAAGGUGCAGAGGUGAAUGCUUUGGAUGGCUAUAACCGCACAGCACUGCACUAUGCUGCAGAGAAGGAUGAAAACUGUGUUGAGCUGCUGUUGGAGUAUGGGGCUCAGCCAAAUGCUCUGGACGGGAACAAGGACACUCCACUUCACUGGGCCGCAUUUAAAGAUAACCCUGAGUGCGUGCGGGCACUGCUGGAAAGCGGGGCCUGUCCAAAUGCUCGUGACUACAACAACGACACGCCUUUGAGCUGGGCAGCAAUGAAAGGCAACCUUGAGAGUGUCAAGGUACUUUUAGACUACGGAGCUCAGAUCCAUGUGACCAACUUGAAGGGUCAGACCCCUAUCUCGCGACUGGUUGCCCUCCUGGCCAGAGGUCUGGGCACUGAGCAGGAGGAAGAGUGCUUGGAGCUGUUGUGUCGAGCAGCAGGGCGUUUUGAGAUCCGACGAGCUGAUGGCACCCUACCCAGGGAGCUAAGUAAAGAUCCCCAGCUGCUAGCUAGGCUGUCCAACAUGGUGGCUCAAGUUCCAACGCUUCGUUCUCUGGCACGCUGUGCUGUACGCCAGAGUCUGGGCGCACAGUUCCUCCCUACUGCUGUGAAAGAGCUUCCUCUACCAGAGACCAUCAAGGAAUAUCUACUUUUGAGAGAUUGACAAUUAAAUCUCAUUGGUGCUCUGAGAUUAAGUGGUCAAUGACUGGACGACUCAUCACUCAGCUUUAUCAAAAAGCAAAUAACUAAAUUAUAGGAUUUUGUCUGGCAGUGCCCCCGUUUAUUACAUUAUUUUGUAAUCUAUUCAUGUGGGAAGAAUCAAAAGACUCCCUUAGUUAUUUUGUCACUGAUUAAGUAGUUGCACAUGUGAGCAUUUUUGAUCAGUGUUGCGAAUAAUAAUCCUGGGUGGAUAGCUUUGUACUAUCCACUGUGACACUCUUUUUAAGGGACGUAUGACCAUAAAGGAACUGUUCAGCUUCGCUAUAGGAGGACGUCCGGAUGAGGCAAGACGGGUCCAAAACUCCAGCUCCAUAGGACAAAAUCAUGUGAAACCAAAACUUUACUAAACACCAGUUUGUUACCCCAAUUGUCAGUUAAAAUAUACAUUUGUCAAUUGUAAAAAUGUCCUUGCUUUGGAAUAGGGGAAUUGGAACAGAAAUCUAAAACCUAUGGGUUGAAAGGUGGUUAUGGAAGCCAGUUUGAUGUUUUACUUAAGGUCGUACUUAAGAAAAAUUGCCAACAAGAUGCAGGCUGACUAACAUUUUGGUUUAAGUUUUGUCAUUUCUCUAGUGGUGUGAACAAAACAAUGUAAGAAAAAUACUUUUUAUAAUACGUCAAGUAAGUAAAAGAUGUCAAAGUACAAAAAAAGGACGGGGGAGGGAUUAGGGAUAAUAAGCAAUAUUAAUUAAUUUUAAGUAAAGACAAUUUGCCAAUUAAUCUAUUUAGUUUAGCAAAAUGUGCCAGUCAGUCUUCUGAAAAUUUCCAUCACUGAUGAAAGUGACAUGUCUGUGACGUAUAAGUCACAUCUGAAGUUAUGUUUAAUGAAAAUGUGGGAUUGUGGUUGCUGGGAGGGCUUAUGGUGUUUUUAUUUUGCUUUAUCAUUAAGGUGAAAAAAAUGUGUUAGGUCUGAAAAAAACUCAAUGUUCAAAAAUGGAAAGUGCUUUGUGUUAAAUAUGAAUUUAUAUGUAAUAACCACAGAAUGGCAUGCCCACUAACUGUGCUUGAAAGAGACAUAAGCUUGCAAAUUGUGAUUAUUUUAAAAUACAUUUCUUCAUGUCUUUGCAUCUCAGCGUCUUCAUUCUCAAUUCACCCAGUAGGGGGCUCUCUAUCCUUGUUUUUUAAACUGCAUGAGAAUUUACAAUUGUUUGAAAUUGUGCAAUAUUAUAUCUUUUUUUUCUCAUUUAAAAUUUUUUUUUUUAAAGAAAGCCCAGAAAUUUUUUUUAUUUUAUUUUACAAUGCUCUAUUAAAAAUAUUUUGCUUGGACUAAUAAAUGCAAUGUUUUAAGGAACUUAUUUAUUCGUUUUUAACAAUUAUGCUUGGGGGAUGUUUUGUUUUUGUUCAGACAUCAUCUUCAUGCUGUAUCUUGUGCAAAGGUCAAAAUAAUUUUUGUUCACAUGUUUAAAUGUUAAAUAAAUAAAAGAAGUGGCCAAAU
Messenger RNA from Oryzias latipes (Japanese medaka), 2526 nucleotides. It is a transcript of the gene asb8, whose product is annotated as ankyrin repeat and SOCS box containing 8. The record is from RefSeq and is a predicted model, not a curated record. Gene Ontology annotation, molecular function: protein binding. NCBI's taxonomy places the organism in Eukaryota, Metazoa, Chordata, Actinopteri, Beloniformes, Adrianichthyidae. Gene Ontology annotation, biological process: intracellular signal transduction.